This is a messenger RNA of Sphaerodactylus townsendi, 2008 nucleotides long. RefSeq names its product E3 ubiquitin-protein ligase TRIM7-like. The record is from RefSeq and is a predicted model, not a curated record. Gene Ontology annotation, molecular function: zinc ion binding; protein binding. The coding region runs from base 5 to 1453 and encodes 482 amino acids. The transcript is spliced from 7 exons. Lineage: Eukaryota; Metazoa; Chordata; Lepidosauria; Squamata; Sphaerodactylidae.
AGCCAUGGCGGCGGAGGGUGCCCAGAAGGAGCUGUGCGAGGAAGCCUCUUGCUCCGUCUGCCUGGCCUUCUUCAGGGAUCCCGUCAUGAUCCCCGAGUGCGGCCACACUUUCUGCCGGGCCUGCCUGACCCACAGCUGGGGGGCCUUGGAGGGGGCAGAGGCUUCCUGCCCCCAAUGCAGAGGACCGGCGAAGGAGGGAACCCUCCGGCCCAAUUAUCAGCUGGCAAACUUGGUGAAAAUAAUCCAGAAACUCAGCCCUUUAGAGGGGAGCGUCAAGAAGCGAAAGAGGGGGGUCUGCGAGCUGCACCAGGAGCCCCUGGAGCUUUUCUGCCAAGAGGACGAGGGCCUCCUCUGCCUGGUCUGCAGCAGAUCCCGGGAGCACAGAGAUCAUCGGGUGAUCCCUCUGGAGGAGGCCUCCCAAGAAAAGAGGAAUGAAUUCUGCAAUUGUCUGAAGAUUCUGAAGAAGAAGAGAGAAGAAAUUGUGACGUGUAAAGUGGACAUAGUGAAGGAAAGCCAAGACAUGAUGAAGCAAACCACAGAACAGAAACAAGAGACAGUUGCCAAGUUCAGGGAACUGCACACUUUUCUGGAGGGACAAGAGAAUCGUCUGCUGGCCCAGAUGGAAGAGGUGGAGGAGGUGAUGGCAAGAAAAAGGAACCAGCACCUGACUGAGCUCUCUGAGGUGCUCUCCUCUCUGGACAGCCUCACGCAGGAGAUGGAGGAGAAGUGUCAGCAGCCGGCCAGUGAACUCCUGCAGGGUGCCAGAAGCAUCUUGCAGAGGUUUGAAAAAAUGGAGCAAUUCAAGAAUCCCUUGCCUUUACUAUCUGCGCUGAAGUGGCAGCUCUGGGACCUCUCAAAUCUAAAUUGCUUUUGGGAGCGCUUCAUGAAGCAAGUAAAAGAUGCUAGGAAUUCUGAACUUCACCCACAGAAAGCAAAUGUGACUCUGGAUCCAAACACGGCCCAUCCCAGCCUCAUCCUGUCUGCAGAUCAGAAAAGUGUGACACAAGGAGAAGAAGCUCAAGAUCUGCCCAACAAUCCUGAGAGAUUUGACCAUUGUUGUGCUGUGUUGGGCCUGGAGGAAUUCACAGGAGGCCGCCAUUUCUGGGAUGUCCAUGUGGGAAGUGAGGAAGGAUGGGCUGUGGGGGUGGCCAGAAAGUCUGUGAAGAGGAAGGGAGUGGUUAUCUUUAGUCCUAAGGAAGGGAUCUGGUCUGUGGAGAAGUGGCGAGGGGGAGAAUACACAGUUUCCAUGAAAGGCAAUGAUUUUCCCCCUUCCCUGUUUGAGGAUCCGAAGAGGAUCCGAGUCUGUCUGAACUAUGAUGGGGGUCGAGUGUCUUUUUUCGAUGCUGACCGAGGAGCCCUCAUCUAUGAGUUCUCUGGAGCCUCCUUCUCUGGAGAGAUCCUCCUGCCCUUCUUUUAUGUUUAUAAAAAGGGCCACCUCAAACUCUUUUCAUGAGAUCUUCUCUUCACACCAGGGGCAUCAAUCAGAAAAUAUUGUUUCUCAGAAGCUCCCCUCCUUUAGUCCUGUCAAGGCCUCUCCAGGCUCCCAGCCACCAAAACUGACUGGAAUAAAAUUGGGAUAUGUCCCCCCCGCAUUCCCUAAUAUUCCCCUUUUUUCCUUUGUAUCUUAUCUGAAAAUAAGAGUAACAUAUUUCAUUUUAUAAGGAAUAAGAGGCUAGUUGUCAAGGAGAGCUCUCAAUAGACACCCCCUCAGCCUCCAUUCCUCUCAGGCACAAGAGGAACAACUGAAAAGAUCCCUCAGAGGAAAAUGAGGCCUUGCAAGUUUAAUAUUUUGGACUUUCUCUUUUCUUUGGUUUAUGGGGCACCACCUGUUAGGAUUUAUGGUUUAUGGGGCACCACCUGUUAGAAUUUGCUCUUUUCAGCAUCAUCUUCCUCAAGGGCUCAGAAGAUCCUUUCCUUGUCAAGGUUGCUACAUUCAUCACAGUUGUGUUUCAGACACCAGUAGCUGAAAAUAUGUUCUGCUUAUAAUAAAGUUGUGUUACCUUGAAAA